Messenger RNA from Penicillium nucicola, 702 nucleotides. RefSeq names its product putative isochorismatase family hydrolase. The record is from RefSeq and is a predicted model, not a curated record. Lineage: Eukaryota; Fungi; Ascomycota; Eurotiomycetes; Eurotiales; Aspergillaceae. The transcript has a single exon. Bases 1 to 702 code for a protein of 233 amino acids.
AUGACAGCACAAUUGGACUUCAGCCUCCCCACAGCCCUAAUCCUAAUCGACAACCAAGCCGCCUUCACUCAUGAACCAACAAUCUCACACUGGGGCACUCAGCGCUCAAACCCACGCUACGAAGCCAACCUUCAAGCACUCCUCACUGCAUUCCGGACCGCAAAGUCGCAGUCUCCCUCUUCUUCUCAAUUCGAAGUCAUUCACAUCUUCCACUCAUCUACCAGCCCGGGUUCAUUACUCCACCACUCUCACCCCGCACAAGGAAUUCGUCCACUAGACUUUGCGACUCCCGCAUCGGAUGGGUCGGAGCCUAUUUUUUGGAAAAGCGUCAACUCGUCUUUUAUUGGGACGGGGCUGGAAGCGCACUUGCGUGAGAAGGGCUUCCGUCAACUGCUUUUUGCUGGGUUGACGACUGAUCAUUGUGUUUCGACUACUGUGCGCAUGGCGGCUAAUCUGGGGGUUGUGGAUCGGUAUUUGGGGGAUGGGCCUGUGAAGUUGAGGGCUGAUGGGAGUCACGAGAAUGAGGUUGAGGUCGAUCAGGGGAGGAUUGUGCUUGUUGCUGAUGCCACGGCUACUUUUGGCAAGGCUGGGAUUGAUUCGGAGACUAUUCAGAAGGUCACUGUUGCUAGUCUUGAUGGCGAGUUUGCUGAUGCCAUUGGGACGGAUGAGGUGGUUAAGGCUUUGGGAAAUAUUAAGAAAUAG